AGCACUCUCGGGGCGGAGGGCGACGGGAGCUGUCCCUGGCCGCGGUGCUCCAGAGCCGCUCCUGGCAGCGCACGGCUAAGGCGGGCGAGAGGCAGCCCAGGGGCGCGCCCGGGACAAGACCGCCUGCAGCAGGGCGCAGAGAAGCAACGGGAGCCCGCGGAGAGGCGCAAGCGAAGGCGCCCGGCGGUGGAGGGGAGCAGAGGCGCCGGGCUGAGCUCGAGGGGCGCCCCACAGGGGGCGAGAGAGACGAAGGCGCGCCUGCUUUGACAGCCCCACAGCUCCGCCGGGGCGAGAAGCGUCAGGGGUGCUGAACGCGCUCCAGAGGCGCGCGGAGCGCAGGGAAGCUCCCGCCGGCAGCCCGCCCCAAAGCAGCCCCCCUCCCGCACCCCUGCGUCUCAGCCGCCCGGCCCGGGGGUGGUCGUCCUGCCCGGGGCAGCCAUGAGCGGCGCCUGCAGAGCCAUCGGGGGCUUCGGCGCCUGGGACUACGUGGUCUUCGCGGCCAUGCUGCUCAUCUCGGCCGGCAUCGGCAUCUACUACGCCUUCGCGGGCGGCGGCCAAAAGACUUCCAAGGAGUUCCUGAUGGGAGGGCGCCGCAUGAACGCCGUGCCGGUGGCGCUCUCCCUGACGGCCAGCUUCAUGUCGGCCGUGACGGUGCUGGGCACCCCGGCCGAGGUCUACCGCUUCGGGGCCCGCUUCAGCGUCUUUGCCUUCACCUAUCUGCUGGUGGUGGUCCUCAGCGCCGAGAUCUUCUUGCCCGUCUUCUACCGCCUGGGCAUCACCAGCACCUACGAGUACUUAGAGCUUCGAUUUAAUAAAUAUCUGCGUUUAUGUGGGACAACGAUCUUCAUUGUUCAGACGGUAUUAUAUACUGGAAUUGUCAUUUAUGCUCCAGCCUUAGCUUUAAAUCAAGUUACAGGAUUUAACUUGUGGGGUGCAGUGGUUGCAACAGGAGUAGUCUGUACUUUCUACUGCACACUGGGUGGUCUAAAGGCAGUAGUCUGGACUGAUGUUUUCCAAGUUGGAAUCAUGAUAGCUGGCUUUUCAGCUGUGAUUAUACGUGCUGUGGUGGUUCAAGGUGGCAUUGGUCGUAUUCUAAAUGAUUCCUACCAUGGAGGAAGAUUAAAUUUUUGGGACUUUGAUCCUAAUCCUUUGCAACGGCACACGUUCUGGACAAUUAUCAUAGGUGGAACUUUCACCUGGCUUGGUGUAUACGGUGUAAACCAGUCUCAAGUUCAGCGUUACAUUGCCUGCAAAAGCAGAUUUCAAGCAAAAUUAUCUCUCUAUAUUAACCUUUUGGGGCUUUGGGCAAUUCUUGCAUGUGCGGUGCUAUGUGGUUUAGCAAUGUACUCCAUAUAUAAGGACUGUGACCCAUGGACAGCAAAAUGUGUGUCCGCACCAGACCAGCUCAUGCCAUACCUGGUACAAGAUAUUCUGCAGAAUUUUCCAGGCAUGCCAGGACUUUUUGUGGCUAGUGCUUACAGCGGAACUUUAAGUACAGUAUCCUCUAGCAUCAAUGCUUUAGCAGCUGUGACUGUAGAGGAUCUCAUUAAACCUUACUUUGCAUCACUCACUGAAAGGAAAUUGUCUUGGAUUUCUAUGGGGAUGAGUAUGUUUUAUGGUGGAGUGUGCAUUGCUAUGGCUGCUGUGGCAUCACUUUUAGGAGGUUUGUUACAGGCAGCUCUCAGUAUUUUUGGCAUGGUUGGUGGACCUCUUCUUGGACUAUUUACUUUGGGUAUCCUCUGUCCUAUUGCUAAUCCUGUGGGUACAUUUGUAGGCCUCAUUGGUGGAUUUACUGCUGCCUUGUGGGUUGGAAUUGGAGCUCAGAUUUAUCCUCCACUUCCUCAAAAUAGCAUGCCAUUAAACCUUAGCACUGCAUACUGCAACACAACUGGCCCAGGAGCUGAAGGCAACUGGACGACUCUUACAGCACUCCCAAACACAGAAAGACCUGCCCUUGCAGAUUAUUGGUACUCCUUAUCAUAUCUCUACUUCAGCACACUUGGAACUCUGGUCACAGUUGCUGUGGGAAUAGUUGUCAGUCUUUUAACAGGAGGAUUAAAGCAAAAUGUGGAUCGGAAAUUCAUGCUAAACAAGGACGAUUUUCUAUCAAACUUCUCAUUUUUUAAACCUAAAAAAGAUGACAAAGUUGAAGUUUUGAACUGGAAACAGGUUGCUGAUGAAGGAACAGACAAUCCAGCUUUCAAUCACAUUGAAAUGAAUUUCACAGACAAUAAAGCAACUGUCAAUGGUGUUCAUACAUGAAAAUCCUUUUGAACUCUGUGUUGGUUGGCAGCUACUCAGAUAUGCCUCCCAAAGAAUAACAUUCCAAUGGUUGUUUACCAUCCUACUUCGGAUUAUGAAGAUAACUGCUGACUAAACUUUGCAUAAUCAUAGCCCAGAGAUGGAUUCUUGAAGCCAAGAAUAAAUUGGACAGUAUGUAUAUAAACAAUUGCAGAUAAUGUUGCUGAUUUCUGAAACUGUAGGGAGCAAAUCUGGGAUAUUUAAAAUAUAAAUGUCACUGCAAGUGCAACAA
Molecule: messenger RNA, 2533 nt
Organism: Sphaerodactylus townsendi
Lineage: Eukaryota; Metazoa; Chordata; Lepidosauria; Squamata; Sphaerodactylidae
Product: sodium-coupled monocarboxylate transporter 1-like
Exons: 15
Coding region: 439-2262 (607 amino acids)
Biological process (GO): sodium ion transport; propanoate transmembrane transport
Cellular component (GO): membrane
Molecular function (GO): organic acid:sodium symporter activity
Source: RefSeq, a predicted model, not a curated record